Molecule: messenger RNA, 543 nt
Organism: Photinus pyralis (common eastern firefly)
Lineage: Eukaryota; Metazoa; Arthropoda; Insecta; Coleoptera; Lampyridae
Exons: 1
Coding region: 1-543 (180 amino acids)
Source: RefSeq, a predicted model, not a curated record
AUGUUGGGACGAAAAUCAAGGAACAUAUUGGACCUCAUGAAAUACUCAAACACAUGUGGUAUAAAGGAUCAACAUAAGAUUGAACAAGAAAGGCAAUUUAACAAGCGACAUGGAGCUAAAUCGCGCUCAUUCGCUAAAGGUGAAUUUGUAUAUGUGAAACGUCAUAUUGGUAAUCAUUGGAGAUGGUAUCCAGGUACGAUCGUUGAACAGAUCGGUUCCGUUUUGUACAACGUCUCGCUUGAUGGUGAAUGGAAUCAACCACAAGUCCGGGUUCAUACAAAUCAACUGAUUCAUCGAUCAUCGACAAAAGAUAGCCCACCAGAUGACGUUCACUCCAAACUUCCAUUGGAUAUUCUACUCGAGGAAUUCGAUAAUAUACCCGAACCAGAACAAGAAACAUUUCUUACACCAGUAUCACCAAUUAGGGAUGUUUCUGAAAAUGUUAACCCUUCUAUUAUCAUGCCACGUCCAGUAGCCACUGUACCCAGACCAACUAGAAUUCGUGAAGCACCAGGGUAUCUCAGCGACUAUGUGCUUUUCUAA